Molecule: messenger RNA, 4470 nt
Organism: Psylliodes chrysocephalus
Lineage: Eukaryota; Metazoa; Arthropoda; Insecta; Coleoptera; Chrysomelidae
Source: the annotation of a GenBank genome assembly
AGUUUAUUCCUCCUAUUCAUUAUUUUUAUAAUAUUUAAUUUUAUCUGAUUAUAUUCUUUUUAAAUAUUUUCUAUAUACAUCGAUGAAAAACCAUACACGUUAAAAAUUACGGACGUUUUUUUUGAGUAUUCAGUAUUUGCAAGAAGAAAAACGAGAAAAAGAAGAUGAGUUAACACCAAAUUACUUUUGCAACCUACUAUUCAUUUGACGACACUUGUCAAAUUUUUGAUAAACAUUAAUGUGAAAUCCAAAUUAAAUACACAACCAAUAAUGAACACAAUCAUAAUGCAAUAAUUGCAAAAUUAUUAUUUAACUACUGAUAGUCUCUUUUUUUAAAUAAUCUAAGGUAUACUAUGGCACAAUGCAAGCAAAGUCCCCAGGAGUUUAUCAAAAAUGCAUUUACUCCCCAAAUCGCUGUUAUGUGCACCCCAUUGGCAGAAAAGUGUUGUCAGAAAAAUAAUUUGGAUUUCAUUGAGCUACUGCAACCCUUCUGUAGGUUAAAUAAUGAUGUUACCUAUAAAGACCCUAAUGGAUUGACCAAUACAGUUAGAAAUUUAAAAUUAACAUUUUUGGAUAUAACAUGGAGACCUCCAGAAACUGCAGUAGCUAGAAAGCUGCUAAAUUAUUCUGUAACUAAUGCUGCUGAAACCAAAACAAAACUAUUUACCAGUGGAAGUCGCACGUUAGAGAUACCAUCUAAUACUCCUUGGUUUGAAACUUGGAGGGAUACAUUUUUACAGGUUCAAUACCCUUCAGAUCAUGAAUUUACUAAACAUUUUUUAGCUUGCAUUAUAGUGGUGAGCUCUACUGAUAAUAAUCCUGAAGAAACUUUUGAAAAAUUAGGACAAAGUUUUAAUCAACCCCAAAUUAGGGAACCGGGAAAACUACCCAAGUGGUUUAAUCCUAAUGUCUUGAAAUAUUUUGUUGUUCUACAUGACAUUACAGAUGGAGACAGUAAUGUAGCAAUUCGAGUGUUUGAGUCAAUAAAAAUUUCUUAUGGUUUUUCAAAUUGUUUUCUACUUAAACUGAACUCCAGAUCUCCAAAAUCUGGAACUAGUGAGCAUUUACCUGACCCUUGGAGUCAGUUUAUUAAUAUGUCAAUUGAUUUAAAAGAAUGCAAAGUGAGUCCAGAUAGUAGUAUUAUGAAGACUUCUUUGGAAAUUGGUCAAGAAGCUGAAGAAGUUAAAAAUAUUUUGAAUUAUCACCCACUUAGUCCAGUGAAUGAAGAUAUGUCAUUGGGUGAACACAUAAGCGAUGAUGAGAAGCCUCAAAAAAAUUUAGCCAAACAAAAAAUUCACGGUAGUUGCUUGUCGACCGAAGACGUUGAGCAAGUGAAGUUGUUGAUAUACGAAUUUACCAAGAGCUGUUUGCUGCCAUACAUAGAAAAACAAAUUCAAUCAUUAAACGACAUAGUAUCCAAUAAAAAGGGCGUUAGCAAAUCGUUAUUCAGCGCUACCAAACGUUGGUUUAGUCCCAAUAAACCUGGUGCUAGUUCUGUAGCUGUUAAUAAUUUAAUAUAUUCUCCAGACUCCCCAGAACUGCAAAUUAGAAGAUUAGGCGACCUUUAUUUCAUGUUUGGUCAGUACUCUCUAGCUUUUCAAGCAUAUCAUUUAGCAAAAAGGGAUUACAACACCGACCAAGCUUGGUUAUAUUAUGCUGGGGCUCUGGAAAUGGCUGCUCUUGCUGCAUUUAUGGCCAAUGACCCUACCAGAAAAACCUGUGAUUAUAUGGAAGAAAGCAUUACUACAUACCAAAAUACUUGCAAAAUGCCACAGUUUGCAACCAGAGCGACAAUACUAAGUUCAGAAUGCUUGAAAUAUCAAAACUUGUUUGGAGAAGCUGCUCACCAACUCAUCAGAAUGACAAGUGAAGAAUCUGACUUGAGAUCGGCUCUAUUACUAGAACAAGCCUCGUACUGUUUUCUGCAAUCAAAAAUGGUGCGAAAAUACGCUUUUCACAUGGUAUUAGCUGGUCAUCGAUUCUCCAAAGCUGCCCAAAGGAAAUACUCACUGAAAUGCUACAAGCAAGCAUAUCAAGUGUAUGAAAAUACAGGAUGGGAUUUGGCUAGUGAUCACAUUCAUUACACUAUCGGACGACAAGCUAAUAACUUACAACGCUUCAAUGAAGCUGUGGAUUCUUUUGCCAAAUUGUUGUUAGGAGAGAGUAAGCAGACUGCUCAACAACAAGCCACGUUUUUGAAGGAAUACUUGACGAUUUUAGGGAACAAAUUAAAAUCUGAAAGUGAAGUAGACCAAACAACUAGUCCGAUUUUACCCGUUCCAGAACUAGAAAUAAAUUCCCUGAAGCUAUUACUUGGUCCCACCCGACCUCUAUCAACUCCAGGCAAAAUUCCAGCAUUGGGUGUAACUUUUAGUAACGCAGAAGACAUACAAGCUGAAAACAAAUGGAUAAAAUUAGAAGAAAUGUUGGUACAUGAAGCAGACGGGUCUGCCCCUUUAAUCUUCAAACCGAUGGUGACGCUGUAUACCGUAAAAAAGUUAGAAAAAAAUAAACCAGUAGCGAUCGUUAAUGAACCCAUACAGGUGUAUUUAAAACUAGUUAAUUCCUUACAAACGGUUCUGAAUUUAACUAACAUUUACCUGCUAUGGACUUUUUCGAAAGAAAAUGACUUUAUUUCUAAUGAAGUCGUUGAUAAAAACGAUUGUGUUAAAACUUACGUCACAAAAUCUUUGUUGAUAGAAGGAAAUUCUAGCCAAGAAGUUGUACUGUCCCUUACACCUUUGUAUGUAGGCUCUAUAACGAUAACUGGUUUCUGUUACACGUUGACUAGUUCAAAUGGGACGUCAGGUGCAAGUUCUAUUAAAGGAAAACAAAUUAUAUUCAUACCUAACGGGACCUCUAAAAAUAAUAGUAGUAGUUCGGAUGUUGGAAGUAUUGGAUCACCUUUAGAAGUGAACGUUGUUCCUCCUGCACCAUGUCUACAGGUAACAUUUUCUGAAAUGCACGCCGACUUCUUAUCUGAUGAAUUGCAGAAGGUAUUAGUCACGUUCCAAAAUACCAGCUCAGUGCCUCUUCAGAAUGUCUACAUGGCAACAUCAGUCCCUUACUUGCUCUGCAAUUGUGAAUUUAAACAAGAAAAAAACGAGCAAUUUGCCAUAAGCGAUCUAAGUACGCCUGCGCUUAGAGAAAAACUCAUUAGGAAAAACCAUUUAACUUCUGUGCCGUUGAAUGGAAAGACAUUGGAACCUGGACAAACUGUUCCGAUUUAUAUUUGGGUGAAGGCGCCUAGUUCAAAGGGACCAGCAUCUAUAGAUUUGCUUGUUUAUUAUGAAAACAUUGUGAGAACUACUAUUCCCAGGUAUAGAUUGGUAAGACAUAGCUGGAACUUAAUGGUACAAGAAUCAAUAGUGGUCGACGUUUCUACUCAAGCAAGCCAUAACUCAAAAACCGUAGAAGAAUUAGCUUUAGCAAUGAAAAUAACAAAUUUGAACAAAGUUCAUAAUUCCGUACUAACUGAAAUAACACUAAUAAAUGUAGGACUACUUAGUAAAUACUGGACGAUGACAAAAGACAUCGCUACUCCUAAAUACAUAAACUUGCAUUCUCAAGAAUCUGCACAUAUAUUAUUAAAAGCAAAGAGGUCGGUGAAAGAUACAAGUGAAUAUUCCAGUGUGCCCUUAAAUGCAGAUAAAAAAUCUAUACAGAAUAUGUCGAAAACUUUUCUAGCAUUUGCUAGAAAAUCAGAGAGGCCGCUACUCACAAUGUUUGAUGAAUAUGAUUCUUUGAAUUUUAAAGAAAACAAAGAUGGCAUUCUAUUACUCCAAUGGCAAGCUUUGGUCAUUGAAGGUACCAAAAAACGCAUAGUUUGUGGUCAAACUAACAUUCCCAUAGAAAUCAAUCGAAAAGAUGAAGAUGUUAUUCAAAUGGAAAGGAUCCUUUCAGACACAUUUAUUGAUAUUAGUGAUAAAACCAUAUCAGAAGAUGAAUCGGUACAGUCAACUCAAAAACAAGUUUCUUACAAUUUAAUACAUCCUCCUGUUGUCAAGCAUAAUUUCAAUGAGAAGAAAAUUUGUAUAGUGCCUGUUAAAAUCCUUCUGCAUAGCAUUGUGGAUAACAAGAUUCUCAAUGUGACUGUAAAUACCACAGAACCUAGUGUAAAACUGCCUGCGAUAAGCAAAUCAAAUCUAUUUUGUACAUAUGCUUCCAGUAACUUUUGUUGGUUAAGCAAUAGUAGAAUUAAUAAGAACCUAAAUCCUCUAACAACUGAAACAAUUCAACUUUCGGCUGCUCUGUCUGGACCAGGAACCUUCGACUUAGGCGCCCACAUCAAAGUUUUAUGCAGAACUGCUAAUGAAUCUGAAUCUUUUGUACUUCAAUCUUGUCAGAUUCACCCUACUCUAAUUGUUACAAAUGUAGGUAGUUAAUUUUUUUUGUAUUUCAGAGUCUAAAUUUCUUGUUUAUUGUACUAUACUUACUGUGAGCAUUUGUUACAUAAUGUAAAAUAAGAGA